GUGGAUUUUGCUCUGAAGGUGGUGCAGUGGUCGGAAUCGGAGACAGUGCGACUUCAGCUCUGGGACAUUGCAGGGCAGGAACGCUUCACCUCCAUGACCCGGCUGUACUACAGGGAGGCGUCAGCCUGCGUUAUCAUGUUUGACGUCACCAACAUCAGCACGUUCAGCAACAGCCAGAAGUGGAAGCAGGAUUUGGACAGCAAGCUCAUGCUGCCGGAUGGGAACCCCGUGCCUUGCCUACUGCUGGCUAACAAAUGCGACCUUUCCCCGUGGGCAGUGACAAGAGACGAAGUGGAUCGGUUCAAAAAAAAGGUGGAGACGUCUGUCAAGGAAAACAAGAAUAUUAAUGAGUGCAUGAGAGUCCUGAUUGAAAAGAUGAUGUCCUCAUCCACUGGUGAUGGAAGUUCCUCUGCUGCUGGGAGUGGGGAUUAUAUUAACAUAAAAGAGACAACCCCGCCAGGCUGGGCUUGCUGCUAG
Fulmarus glacialis (Northern fulmar) is the source of this 477-nucleotide messenger RNA. It is a transcript of the gene RAB29, whose product is annotated as RAB29, member RAS oncogene family. Gene Ontology annotation, biological process: intracellular protein transport; melanosome organization. The record is from RefSeq and is a predicted model, not a curated record. The coding region runs from base 94 to 477 and encodes 127 amino acids. NCBI's taxonomy places the organism in Eukaryota, Metazoa, Chordata, Aves, Procellariiformes, Procellariidae. Gene Ontology annotation, molecular function: GTP binding; GTPase activity. Gene Ontology annotation, cellular component: endomembrane system; melanosome; trans-Golgi network. The transcript has 4 exons.